AGCCUAAAAUAAUUUAGGUUGUUAAACUUGUAAGCCUGGUAAUGUGGGAAAAUGGUGAAAAAAGAGUUAAAAUAUUUGUGAGCUAUAAUUACAGGGGCUUAUCAGUAGGUUUUGCCGCUUGCAAUUUAUGUUAUGUAGUUUGGCAGCGCCGCCUGUUUAGCAGCAGCAGAAGUGGAGAGAAAAAGAACUGAAAACUGAGAGAAUAAACCCUAAACUAUUUCAGAAAACAAUUCUAAUAAGAUAUGGGUCAGCUGAAAGCAAUAUCAUCACCUUCGCUUAAUCUCACGAUUCUCAGCUGUAAUAGAGAUAUAUCCUCACCCAAGAAUUCCACACUUCGGUUCCGCCCACUAGAGGCAAAAAGGAGUGAGCUUCAUGGCGAUGCUCUUCUCGGUAGUAAAUUCAAUGUUACUCGCGUUCCUUCUAAUAAAGUAAUUCAAGCAGUUUUAUCCAACGAUAGAGAAGUGGAAAUUUCCAAAGCUACAUACGGGAAAGGUCUACGAGGCCAGUUAAACAAGGUUGUUUUAGCCUAUAGUGGGGGCUUAGACACCUCUGUCAUUGUUCCAUGGCUAAGGGAGAAUUAUGGUUGUGAGGUUGUUUGCUUCACUGCUGAUGUUGGCCAGGGAGUAAUGGAACUGGAAGGUUUGGAAGCAAAAGCCAAGGCAAGUGGCGCUUGUCAGUUGGUGGUAAAGGACUUACAGGAGGAAUUUGUAAGAGAUUACAUUUUCCCUUGCUUACGAGCUGGUGCGAUCUAUGAAAGGAAGUACUUGCUUGGGACCUCAAUGGCACGCCCGGUUAUUGCAAAGGCCAUGGUGGAUGUUGCCAGAGAAGUUGGAGCUGAUGCAGUUGCUCAUGGAUGCACAGGCAAAGGAAAUGAUCAGGUCCGCUUUGAGCUCACCUUCUUUGCUCUAAAUCCUGAACUUCAAGUUGUGGCUCCUUGGAGAGAAUGGGAUAUUACGGGAAGAGAAGAUGCGAUUGAAUACGCAAAGAAGCAUAAUGUGCCUGUCCCUGUGACCAAAAAAUCCAUAUACAGCAGAGAUAGGAAUUUAUGGCACCUCAGCCACGAGGGUGAUAUUUUGGAAGACCCGGCCAUGGAGCCCAAGAAAGACAUGUACAUGAUGAGUGUUGAUCCAGAAGAUGCACCUGAUAAACCUGAGUAUGUAGACAUUGGGAUAGUGUCAGGAAUUCCUGUAUCAGUAAAUGGAAAGUAUCUUUCCCCGGCUUCGCUUCUUUCUCAACUCAACGAGAUUGGUGGAAAACAUGGCAUUGGCCGAAUUGACAUGGUUGAAAACCGUCUGGUUGGUAUGAAGAGCCGUGGAGUCUAUGAAACUCCAGGGGGAACCAUUCUCUUUGCUGCUGCGCGUGAGCUGGAAUCUUUAACACUUGAUCGAGAAACAAUGCAAGUUAAAGAUUCAAUUGCUCUCAAAUAUGCAGAGCUAGUGUAUGCAGGUAGGUGGUUUGACCCAUUACGCGAGUCCAUGGAUGCAUUCAUGGAGAAAAUCACGGAAAAAACUACAGGCUCUGUGACUCUCAAGCUGUAUAAGGGAUCUGUGUCAGUAACCAGUCGGACAAGCCCCUACAGCCUGUACAGGCAAGACAUCUCAUCGUUUGAGAGCGGGAAGAUAUAUGAUCAAGCUGAUGCUGCUGGCUUCAUACGACUUUACGGUCUUCCAAUGAAGGUUAGAGCAAUGCUCGACAAUGGUAUCUGAUGAUAGUAGUCUCUCUACCGCAUGUUUAUGUUCCAUUGAGUAUUGGAAUUUGGUGUACAAUCUAUCAUGUCUUGUGGGAUGAGGUUCUAGUUAUAGUUGGAACAAAAUAAUUUUGGAUUUAUUUUGCUAAAUUUUAAUUAUUUCAAGCAACUUUCACAAGGCUCCAAA
Mercurialis annua (annual mercury) is the source of this 1874-nucleotide messenger RNA. RefSeq names its product argininosuccinate synthase, chloroplastic. Gene Ontology annotation, molecular function: ATP binding; argininosuccinate synthase activity. Bases 243 to 1706 code for a protein of 487 amino acids. NCBI's taxonomy places the organism in Eukaryota, Viridiplantae, Streptophyta, Magnoliopsida, Malpighiales, Euphorbiaceae. Gene Ontology annotation, cellular component: cytoplasm. The record is from RefSeq and is a predicted model, not a curated record. The transcript has 11 exons. Gene Ontology annotation, biological process: urea cycle; L-arginine biosynthetic process.